This is a messenger RNA of Darwinula stevensoni, 1784 nucleotides long. Lineage: Eukaryota; Metazoa; Arthropoda; Ostracoda; Podocopida; Darwinulidae. The record is from the annotation of a GenBank genome assembly.
CAUUUUCUUAUUCCUUUAAGCUUACAUGUAUUCCCAAGGACUCAUGGAAGUAUCUGGAGAGGCCUUGGGUCUGUUCAGAUUUGUUAGCCCAUUCUGGUCAAUGUGUGCAGAGGAGAGGAAUUGACAGCCUUGCCUAGGCUGAACCUAGGCCUAGCUGCCUCAAAAUGCCUUCCACUCAAAUGGCUCCCCUAUCACCAGAAGAAGAGUUGGUGACAAAGGCCUUCAUCAAGCGUGUGAAUGAUGCCAGACAGGAGAGAAAUGGAGGCCCCAUUUCCUGGAAUACAGCUGUCAAGUUUAUGAUGGCUCGCAAGUUCAGCCUGGAAAGGGCACUACUUCUCUAUCAGCUACAUGAAAAUACUCGUGCACGUGAAGGCUUGGUGAAUUUUGACCCCACCAAAGACCCCCUGAGGAAGGAGUUAGAGACACAAAAGUUCACCAUCUUGCCCAAACGUGAUUCGAGUGGAGCAGCAAUUGCUGUUUUUACUGCCCAUCUUCAUGAUCCUUCUUUGUCCUCUCACGUCACAACACUCCAGGGGAUUGUAUAUCAGUUGGAUGUGGCUCUGGAAAGCACUGAAACACAGCGGUCGGGCUUGAUAUUCAUUUAUGAUAUGACGGACUCAAAGUAUGCUAACUUUGACUAUGACUUGAGUCAGAAGAUCUUGACACUUCUGAAAGGAGCAUACCCUGCUCGACUGAAGAAGGUGUUGAUCGUUACAGCACCCUUGUGGUUUAAGGCACCAUUCAAGAUCCUAAGACUUUUUGUGAGAGAGAAGCUCAGGGAUCGAGUAUAUACUGUCAGCACGCCUCAGCUGUGGUCCCACAUCCCCAUUGAUUCACUACCAAAAGAGUUGGGGGGAAAGUUGGAAGUGAAUCACACAGGCUGGUUGAUUGAAUGCCUUCAGUCAGUCACAUAUCAAGGCAGUGACUUCACUGACUUUUCAGCUGAUCUUCUCCUCACAACUCCUGGGAAAAAUCAUUCAUCAAGUUGGGCUGAUGUCUCACACUCACAAGGGAGUUCAGAAGAAGGCCAGCCAAGUGUUGAAGGAAGCCAAGGCUCUGAUGAUGGCCUCAGUAGUCGCAAAAAGAGCUUUGACAAGAAGCUUUCAGGACUGGUUCUUCCCAAUGGACAUCCCCAUUCCACACCAUCACUUGCAAGUGAGGGAAGCGAGGACGAAUCAUCAGCCUCACUUCCAAGUGAAUACUCACACCCAAUGAACAUGGAGCAGCUUCUUGAACAUGUUAAGAGCCAUGGAAAGGCAGGACUGUAUGCAGAGUAUGCUGAACUGAAGUCUUCAUCUCUGUUUGGCUCAUUUGAGGUUUCAAGAUCAAGGCCAAACGUGUGCAAGAACCGCUACACAGAUGUCCUGUGUUAUGACCACAGUCGUGUGGUCCUGGAGAAGCAGGAGGCAGAUCCACAUUCAGACUACAUCAAUGCCAAUUUCGUGAAUGGAUACAAGCAAGAGAAGGCAUUCAUAUUCACCCAAGGCCCACUUCCAAGGACUUUCUCAGACUUCUGGCAUAUGAUCUGGGAACAGCAGGGAGGAGAGACUCGGGAGGUGAUUCAUCUCCAGUUCACUUCCUGGCCAGACUAUGGAGUUCCCCAGUCAGCUGCUGCUAUGUUGGGCUUCCUUGCACAUAUCCGAUCUCAGCGCGCCCAUUCCAUUCAAAUGCCAGAUCAAUAUGUUUUCUGCUACAUGGCUCUCCUGGAGCAUGCUAUCACUGUUGGACUCCUUUCUCCAGAUAGCCUUGAGAACCUUGAUGGUGAUCACACUGAUUCUGACUGA